GCUAAUUCUACAGCUGUCAAUGUUUGGGACCCCGAGCGUAGUUUAAUAGAGCGCUAGAGCUGAAAAAGUUAGCCGAGGCAGUAAAAUUAUUUGUUUAAAGAUUUAACUGUCACGAAUUUGGAGUAAUGCGGACAACUGAAAGAAAGUGAAAAGCUAGCUGCCAUGACUGUAGUAAUUGGAUUUGAGGGCAGUGCCAAUAAGAUCGGCAUAGGAAUCAUCAGGGAUGGUGAAGUGCUUUCCAACCCUAGACGGACCUACAUAACCCCACCUGGUCAAGGGUUCAUGCCGAGUGACACCGCCAGGCACCACCGUGCUGUCAUACUGACCGUCCUGAAGGAGGCGCUGGAGCAAGCAGGGCUGAAGCCUGCGGACAUCGACUGUGUGGCGUACACCAAAGGUCCUGGUAUGGGUGCCCCCUUGGUAACAGUGGCUCUGGUGGCUCGCACAGUCGCACAGCUUUGGGGGAAGCCGCUCCUCGGUGUCAACCACUGCAUCGGACACAUUGAGAUGGGCCGACUCAUCACAAAAGCCGACAACCCCACCGUGCUUUAUGUUAGUGGAGGGAACACACAGGUUAUUGCAUACUCGGAGCAGCGGUACAGAAUAUUUGGGGAGACCAUUGACAUCGCGGUUGGCAACUGUUUGGACAGAUUCGCCAGAGUUAUAAAGAUUUCCAAUGACCCCAGUCCAGGCUACAACAUAGAGCAGAUGGCCAAAAAAGGGAGUCAGUACGUGGAGCUGCCAUAUACAGUAAAAGGAAUGGAUGUCUCAUUUUCUGGGAUUCUGUCCUACAUUGAGGAAGUGUCUCAUAAGAUGCUGAGCUCUGGUCAGUGUUCAGCAGAGGACCUGUGCUUUUCCCUGCAGGAGACCGUGUUCUCCAUGCUGGUGGAGAUCACUGAGAGGGCCAUGGCUCACUGCGGCUCCCAAGAGGUCCUCAUCGUCGGGGGUGUCGGCUGUAACCUGCGUCUGCAGGAGAUGAUGGGGGUGAUGUGUAAGGAGAGAGGAGCCAAGCUGUUUGCCACAGAUGAACGAUUCUGCAUAGACAACGGCGCAAUGAUUGCUCAAGCCGGCUGGGAGAUGUUUAGGUCAGGUCAGGUGACGGAGCUGGAAGACUCGUGGAUUACACAAAGGUACAGAACAGAUGAGGUGGCGGUGACGUGGAGAGCCUGAGUGAUGUUGUUGCAGCAGGUCUGUUAUGACAGGUGGUACCAGAACUCCUGGCCUCUGCAGACUCUUGAAUUCUGGGAAAGUUAAGCAUUUUGCUUAAGAGACCCAGAUUAUGUUUUUUCCCCCUGCUGCAUUAUGAGGCAACUUGUAGCAAUGAAAUAGGAUUUUAAAAUAUUGGGAGAUAUUUAGCUCACAGAUGUUUCAGGUGAAGUGCACACUUUCUUCUGUCAGUGGUGGAGGGGAAAACAUGGAGGGUGAGAUCAGAAUAAGCAACUUGUGUCUCAACAUUUCAUUAACAUAAUCCAUUUGUCUGUACUUCUACAUGUAAAGGCUUGAAUACAGCUUUUCUCCGUAAAACUAUCUGGCUGUAUAAUUUGGUGACAGUGAUAAACAAGUUUACAGUUUGUGUUCAGUUAAACUGCUUUUUAUCCGUUAUCAUGCACUUAUGUUGAGGGGAACAGAAAUGUGAUUUUGAACUUUCAGCCUGUACAGUGGUAAAUCUGAACUUUAAAUAAUAAAAGAUGGAACUUA
This is a messenger RNA of Micropterus salmoides (largemouth bass), 1698 nucleotides long. RefSeq names its product O-sialoglycoprotein endopeptidase. Gene Ontology annotation, cellular component: EKC/KEOPS complex; cytoplasm. The record is from RefSeq and is a predicted model, not a curated record. NCBI's taxonomy places the organism in Eukaryota, Metazoa, Chordata, Actinopteri, Centrarchiformes, Centrarchidae. Gene Ontology annotation, biological process: tRNA threonylcarbamoyladenosine modification. The transcript has 12 exons. The coding region runs from base 163 to 1170 and encodes 335 amino acids.